Venturia canescens is the source of this 1115-nucleotide messenger RNA. RefSeq names its product PEST proteolytic signal-containing nuclear protein-like. Lineage: Eukaryota; Metazoa; Arthropoda; Insecta; Hymenoptera; Ichneumonidae. Gene Ontology annotation, biological process: proteasome-mediated ubiquitin-dependent protein catabolic process; protein ubiquitination. Gene Ontology annotation, cellular component: nucleus. The transcript has 3 exons. The coding region runs from base 114 to 602 and encodes 162 amino acids. The record is from RefSeq and is a predicted model, not a curated record.
UUUUUUUUAGGUUACUCCUCGAUAACCGCAUCGCUAGUCGUGCAACGGAAAAAGUAGUGAACAAAAAAACGAUAUAUUAUUAAAAAAGAAGAAAAUAAUCGAAAAGACGCGCUAUGUCGAAGAGGAACUCCGGCGAAGAUUACAGAAAAGGGUCAAGUGCCUACAGAGCAGAGGAUGGGAGAGACGACGACAGAGGGAGAGAACGUUCACCAUUGAGAAACGAGGAGAAACGUGAGAGUUCGACUCAUUCGCACACAGACCAGAAGAAACAGAAGCUCACGUUUGGCUUCGGGAAAAAGCCUGCAUCACAGGAGUCCAAAAAAGGCAUACAAAUCAAAUUGGGUUCAGCAUCGAAACCAAGUGCAAAACCAGCUGCUUCUUUCACAAAACCUACAGUUGCAUCCGUUUUCAAUGCGGACGAUGAUGACGACGAGCCAGAAGAAAUGCCAGCAGAAGCAAGAAUGAGAAUGCGAAAUAUCGGUCGCGAAACACCUACUUCCGCAGGACCAAAUUCCUUUGGGAAAACGAAACAAGGAUUUUGUGAUUCGAAAAAAAUCUUUGAAAAAACACUCAAGAAAGCCAUGGAAGAAGCUAAUAAAUAAUUUAACUUGAACGUACUGUUCCACACGAGUGCUGUUAAUUAUGUACAUUAAUUUAACAUUAAAAAAGACUAUCAUAUAUUAGAAUUAUUGGUAUAUAUUAGAAAAAACUUUGCCGAAUGCUGAUCUUCAGAGGUGUUAGAAAUUCAAACAGUGCGCAUUGGUGUUCACAAAUUUCAACACGGAUGUUUUUCUUGCUUCCAAUUGUUUCGAGCACGAGUAAGAAACAUGACUAAGGACACUGAUUCUUAAGAAACGACUUAUCCAUACGACGAACGUAAUUUUCAUUGAGCACAAUAAAAAUUAUAUAUAUAUAUAUAUAUAUAUGCUAUUCCCAAAUAGAUUUCCAGUUGUAACAAGAUAUUUUUUUCAUCUAAAUUCUCAUCACAUUUAAAAAUAUUCAAAACAUCGAGGGAAAAAUCACAAAUAAGCUACUUGCUGAUAAGUAAUAAUUCAUAUCUCGAUUGGAAAAUUUUCUAGAUAUAUAAGGAUGGCGAAUAAAUAUUUCAAAAUCUA